Molecule: messenger RNA, 597 nt
Organism: Naegleria lovaniensis
Lineage: Eukaryota; Heterolobosea; Eutetramitea; Acrasida; Naegleriidae
Exons: 1
Coding region: 1-597 (198 amino acids)
Source: RefSeq, a predicted model, not a curated record
AUGGAACUACUCAUUUUCGGAGGUAUUGCUCUGUUUUCGGCCGGUGUUGGAGCAGGCUAUUAUACGUGUUAUUACAAACCACUAUCCGAGGCUGAAGAGAGGAAUAUUAAACAAGCUCCUUCAGCGACUUUGAUUGAACAAUCAUCAAGUGUUGAGUCGAUAGUAAAUAACGGAAAAAUUACAGAUCGAGAUUAUUUUCAUAAACUAGGAGGAGCUCGUGGCAAUAGAAAUUCCUCAGAAUUAUUGAUGGAUGGAAUAAUUAUAAAUAAUAAUCAUGAUGAUGAAAAUGAAGGAGGAGUUUCCAAUACGAUGGAAGGAUACGAAGAGCUGCCCGAACAUGCUAUUUCUCUCGUUUUGCAAAAAAGUGGAAAACAAGUAACGACGCAUACAAGUGCAGUAAGAUUUGAUUGUACAAAGCCGUCAUCGUUAUUGAAUAAUCAAAAUAACAAAGGCUCAACAUCCGUCUCGAUCAAUCAAGUAGCAUCCGAAAAUUUAGAUGGCGACAUUGAUUUGGAUAAGUUUUUGAGAAAGGAACAAGAAAUGAAGGACCAAGCUUUUGAAGAAAGCAUUAAGGAAAAACAUCCUUACGGAUUUUAA